AAAACCAAAUACGUGUGUGUUUUGUAUAAUUGUUGGAUCGUCAGGCAAAUAAUUGAGACAUUUUUAAUCGUUGGAGAAAAAUUUACUUCAUUUUCGAAGUAUGUACUUUAUAUAGGAGAAGGCGAUACGGAUGUUCGAUCUAUGGCUGAUUGUUUUUAAUUUUGAAGAGCACUUAUUAUAUCUUGCUGUUUACCAAAAGUAUAUAACAAGAGUUUUAUCAAUCUUUUUUCACACGAUACAAGACUCUAGACAUCGGGUGUGGGAAUAAUCAGUUAUUUUGUGGCUAAAAAUAUUGAUCACAUACAAUUCAACUAUCAAUUAGCUAUUAAACUCGUAGAGAAAUUAAUGAAAUGCGUUCUGCAAUUGCAUUCGUAAAUAAAACAAUGGAUCUUGCAAUACAAACUAUUGAAUUAUCUCUAGCCUUACAUCAGUAAACUUCAGCGUGGAUUAACUGACUUUGGUAUUAAGCUGGUUUUCUACUGAAAAAAACCCCAACAUGUUAACAAUUUUGUACUGUGCUUUGCUGUUGUCGGCAUGUAUAUCCUGUCUCUCGGCGAACAUUGACGUGCGUCAGUGUCCCUCUAGAUGCCAGCGAGCAGAGGGGAUAUGUAUUGCAAUUGAACCUUCCAAAGGUUACACUUUUACAGAAGCUCAAAGCGCAUGCGCUAGCAAGGGAAAUGAGGCACAUCUUUUGAAAAUAGGAAACGAGAGUGUAUUCAACUAUUUGAAAAAUAAUGUAGUAAAUAACGGUAAUGAUGUAUGGCUUGGGGCGGUACUGAAAAAUGGCGGGUUUGAAUGGCUCGACUCUACGAAGUGCUGUAGCCCAUACUGGCUGCCGGGCGAACCAAAUAAUAAUGGAGGCGCACCGAACUGUGUUAACAUAUAUAGGCCUGGCAACAUUGCAUGCCUAAAUGACGAUCACUGUACUGAGAGAAAAGGGUUCGUGUGUGAAAUAAAAGAAUGCAAAGUUAUUUCGAAUUGUGAAACACCACAUUGUACAUGGUAUGGUGACACUAAGUGCUCGAAAUGCUAUGAUGACAACAUAUUUUUCAAGAAAACAACAAAUGACACUCUAUGUGAACGGCUUUGUGAUCAUGUCAGUCAUUUGUGUUGGCCUGGAACAUGCGGAUCUGAAUUGAAAAAGAACUGUGUAUGUGCACCACAGUUUGACCUUAACACGAAUGUUACAUCAACUCUUUGUCAAUUGAACGAGAACCAAACUGCAACCAUCGAAACAUGCGCUACCACAGUUUACAGUGAGAGAGGCGAUGCAUUUCAAUCGAGAGGCAACCCAUCUUCUACGGAGUGCAAAUUUAGAGGAAACUUCUUUGGAAACAUUCAACCACAACGUAUUGUGUAUACAUUUGUAGCAUCGUUCAAAGUCAAUUUAACCGCGUUUGGCACAAUUCCUUCUUACAUACAGGCGACUCGCUUUGGAAUCACUGAUGCGACUCUUACCAUCAUAAAAAAGGACCUGCGCGGUUCGGAAACAACACUUCUUGCCGAACACAUUUUAAUUGACAACAACCAGAGUCAAAAUGCAAAGGAAUUAUUCACAAAGAACGAUACCAUCUCCAUCCCAAACACCACGUUGGUGGACGGACAUAUGUUGUGCGUCGUUUACGAAGCAAACAGUGGUGGAUACCUCAAGAGCAAAAAUGUGUUCACUUCUCAGCAUGUUAUUAGCGCAGCAAAACCUUACAUGAAAAGAACUUCUUUAAAACGCAUUUGUUACAAAUACGAUGCCGGCAAAUCUAAACAUUGUGCAGAGUUCAUGAAUUGUAGUAUGGAACCAUUGCAGCUAGCAGAGAGAAUUACAAAGAAUCCACUUAUAAAAGUAUCAUUUAAUUGCUGGACAGAUCCUUUCCCAAGUGGAGGAAAUCAAACCCAUGCCUCUGGAAUAGAAUCCUUUGAAGUAUAUGUUCAUGAGGUCGUUCCACCGAACGGCACACUUAGUUCAAUUGUUUUUAGUAAGAAAGUUAACCAUGCCGAAUCGUCUAUAAGUCUUAACCUUAAAUCAGAUAUACCAAAAUUGUACAGCAUAACAUUGGAAACAAAAGACUUUGCAAAUAAUGUCCAACGUGCCAGAAGAUUUGUGUUGUAUGACAAUUACUCGUCCUUAAACACAUCCUACGAGAAUUUGUUCCGAAUUACCAGCGCUUCGAGUGCUGAACCUUAUGCGUGGCAAAAUCAUCACAGCGAUGUGUGUUUGGACUGGAAAGGUUACUUUUACAAUACAUUUUUUCGGGACAACGAACUUCUAAACCCAAUACAACCAGAUCAUUCCAUUAAAGUUGACAGUAUUUAUGAAAAAAACGAAGGCGUUUUGCCUGUUGAUGGUACGCUUAAUAUCGCAGGAAUUUUGGGAUUUGUGUUUCAUUGGACUCGGCACAGAGAGUUUCAUGAAAAAACCACUGGUUCAGAUAUUGUUACACAUUUUGAAAACCAACAGUUUUGUAAAGCAUUGGACAUGGAAGAUGGCGAUACAUUUCACAUACAGAUUGAGGCUUUGGACAUAGCUAAUAACAAGCUAGGUAGUAACAGGACAUUAUUUAUUGACAGGACCGCUCCUCAAAUUGUAAAUAUCAAUCUCCUAAAAAACGGAGUAACGAAACUUUUUGUCCACGAUUCAACGGAUCUUGCAGGGAUGAUUUUGUAUGUUAAAACCUAUGAUUCACACAGUGGAAUCAGAAAUGUGAAAUGGUCAUUUGGCAAAAGCGACACAGGAGAAGAGUUAGGAAACGGCACGCUAGGUGCCAAAUAUGUAAAUGAGAGUUAUUCCUGCACAUCAGGGGUUGAUGCAUGUUAUUGUCCGAUGAUUGGUAAAUGUGAACAUUUCAUCUACACAGUUGACUUGAAUAAACUGCACACUUUUGGAACCCACAUGGGUAAUCACAAUCGUAACUACUAUUUCACGUUGACGGCAACUAACAACGCCGGGCUUUUAAACACGGAGAGCAUUGACAUACUAGUUGAUGAUUCACCGCCAGAACCAGGGGUUGUAUUUGAAGGACCAGUGGAUGGCAAUGAUAUUGACUACACCAGUGAAAAUAGUUUCAUCGUGCAUUGGUUUGGCUUUAUUGACCACGAAAGUGACAUAAAGAUGUAUCGUAUUGCAAUUUCAAAUUCAUGCCUUACAGCAGAUGAUCUAGAAAGUCCACAUCUAGAUAUCAUUUUACAGUACAAAGAAAUUCUUUCAACGGAACAGUCAGUAGUUAUGAAUAACAAUCAUACAGGAAAAGUUUUUACUACUAUCGUAGCCUACAAUAAUGCAAUGGAACCAUCAAAAGCGGUUUGCUCUGACGGCAUAACCAGAGAUAGGACACCACCUCAAAUAAAAAAUAUCCGCGUGAAAAAUUCAAAAUGGCGUGAGACGUUGUUUUGUAAUGGGACGAAAUUAUUUUUUCUCACAUCAAACAUGGAAAAAGUUCAAUUGUUAGUUAAUGAUUCUGAUUUUCACCGAUCUUGUUCCCGAACAAAUCAAUCGCCAGCAUAUUCCAGCGCCAUCAAACAAAUGAUUGGGUCACUUCCUUCCAAGAUUAUGAAAAAUGAUGGUGCUAUGUCUGAAUUUAUUUUGGAACACAUUCCACUGUACAACCCGGAAGAAUUUGCAUUUAUGCCUAAUGACCAAAUCCAUAUUGACUGGGAAAUGGAGGAUGACAAAUCACAAAUAAAUGACUUUUAUGUUGGAAUAGCCCGCUAUGAAAAUCUUUUACCAUCCGUUCCGACGUUUAUAGAUUAUCAACCAACUCACAGAAAUACUUAUUUUUCAUUUCACCACGCAGGAGUUGGGUCUAUGAACCAUUUUAUUUACUGCUGAAAUGUGUGAA
Messenger RNA from Dreissena polymorpha, 3830 nucleotides. RefSeq lists its product as uncharacterized. Lineage: Eukaryota; Metazoa; Mollusca; Bivalvia; Myida; Dreissenidae. The record is from RefSeq and is a predicted model, not a curated record. Gene Ontology annotation, molecular function: signaling receptor activity. Bases 497 to 3820 code for a protein of 1107 amino acids. The transcript has 10 exons.